Lates calcarifer (barramundi perch) is the source of this 5550-nucleotide messenger RNA. RefSeq lists its product as uncharacterized. The transcript has 4 exons. The record is from RefSeq and is a predicted model, not a curated record. The coding region runs from base 867 to 3911 and encodes 1014 amino acids. Lineage: Eukaryota; Metazoa; Chordata; Actinopteri; Centropomidae.
AGGAAGCUGGAGCAGAGGUGGAUAGAGAAGGACUGAAGAAAGAAAAGAGGGACGGGAGAUAGAGGAGGAGGAGGAGAUAGAGAGAGAGGGCUGAGUGGAAAGAGUAUACAGGGGAGGGGGGGAGGAGAAUUGUCAGCACUUCCCUGUGGCCAGCCCAGUCAAGGCAGUCAGUCUCAGCAGCAAGCACUGUGUUUGUCAGUGCGUGGUAGUGUAGUGUUUCUAGACUCUACACACUCACACACACACACACUGCAAAAAACAGAGGAGGCUCAUGGAAAUUUAACAGGGGAGCGGCAGCAACAGAGGACAGGACAGGACUGUGGAGAAGGAGGAGGAGGAGGAGGAGGAGGAGGAAGUUAGCUGAGUCAGUACAGGAGAGGAGAGGGAGCGUCAGCAGCAUGUGUUGCAGCAUGUUUGUGUCGUCGUCUGCCCCCUUCACAACACAGAGCCCUACAGAGGCUGACUGUACACUGAGCAAAGUAGAAGGGUAGCAGAGGAUCUGCACUGCACUGUAGAGUCACCUUCAGCACAGUGGAGCACACUGCUGGGCUGAAGCUCACGCUGAGAGUUUGACCCAGGGGGACAGCAGAGCGCUGCUGACUGAAGCCUCGACCAGCAGCCAGCAGAAUCUGCCGUCUCAACCAGUGCUCCCAGACAUCCCAGUCGUCUCCGGAGUGGAGGAGAGCAGAGGUGCAGCUGGAGACCAAGAGGACAAGGAGGAGCUUGAGUUUCCCCAUGACCUGCUGCCCAGUCUAGACUUCAGCAGUGAGCUCAACAUCUGGGAGUCCUCGCUAGGAAUACAGACAAGCUCAGGUGAGAGGAAAUGUGAGCAGGUGAACCCCCUGCUGGUGGGCCUGCAGCAUCACAUGGAAGUCAGUCAACCACUGGUGGUUCUAGAUACAAGGCCUCAUGACAGUGACCCACUUCUCACAGAUGUCCCACCCUCGUCUCGGUCUGCUACCACACCUUACCCGGGUGUUCGACCCCUGACCCUUCCCCCCUCCACGCUCAUAGACUGGGAGCUCCAAGAGGCCUUCCAGGAAUGUGAAGAGCAAAUGGCCUCACUGGGCAUACUUAGUCCCACGGAGCAACACAGCACCACGCAUGAGGCGGUGCAUGAUGUAGGAAAGAAAACUGGAGAUGUGAUGGUUAAUAAGUCCAGUGAGUCAUCAUCCCUGCCUCCAAUCAUAGUCCAGCCAGGACAUAGCAACGGGGGCCAUGGAAACAAGAGUACACACGGAAACAGUGAGGCAGCAAACAGUCAGAAGGAUACACUUGUGUUUAGUUUCAGGGAUUACAUACUGGGUACUGAGAAUAGUGCCAGAGCAGUGGAGACGGGGAGUGAAAUAAGCACAACACAGAGACCGAAUGAAUGUCCAGAGAUUAAGCCAGAAAAAGAAACAGAGAUAGAUGAGCAGAAGGAAACACCCCCGCAUACACAAUUAGAAAUGGAAACAAAGACAGAUUCAUUUAAAGAAACCCUCAAAGAUGUUGCAUUCACUGAGCAGAGAGACAAUCUGAAUGUUUAUUCUAAUGUGGCCAUUGAGGAAAAUGGCAGUCUAGAUUGUAAAACCGUGAUUACAGACAGAGGCAAAGAGGCAAUAACAGAGACUGCAGAUAUAAAGAAAGAAAAUCAUAGUGAUGAGUGCAGUAUUAAUGUUUGUAUAGGUGAAACUGAAAAGAAAGAUGAUUCAGUUAAUGAAAUAUUAGGGUGCAGUAAUCCUCAUUUAGAGGAUAAAGAAGCAUCAGAGUUGCAGUCAAAAGCACAGCCUGGAACAGGCAGGCAGAAUCAAUCAGUGUUGAAAACAGACAAACAGACGAAUUCAGUGAGUGACAGACAGGAUGAGCAGGACAAAGAGGCAAAGAGGAAGGAAAAGAAGAAACAAAGGAAAAAGAAAAAGACAGAGAAGAAUGCAGAGACUGAGCAGAAAGCAAAGAUGGUAGUACAAUCUGAAAAUGAUUUACAGGCUGAGUCACUCAUGAACGCAGGCAUUUACGCAGAUUCAGAGGCAAAUGUACAAUCAGUAUCACAGGCAGAUGCUCAAACUGUGAUUUGUGAGGAACAGCCUGAUAAUGGGUUUGAUUACAAGCAGCAGCUGAGUCCCACGGGAAAGCCCAGCUCCAACCCCCCACUGUCAUCCUCUCAUAGCAGGCAGGAUCAUCUUACUGGCUUGGCCUGUUCACCUGCGUCCAACCAGGCUCUUUCUCAUCAGUCUGAUAACCACAACCAUACAGAUGCCCCAUGUGGCAUGAAUCAGAGGUCAGAUGAGAGCCCACAGCGGAGGCAACAUGUAACUGGGGAUGUCAUCAAUAACCAAAAUAUACCCAUGACAAAUGUCCAAACUACAGCCAUCAAUCCAUUUGCUUCUCCUGAUAAGAGAUCAGAUGCACAAACACAGGAGGCUAUAGUUACCACAGAAGCAGCAAUACUCACACAGGAGAAUCAGGGCCCACUCACCAACAGCCAAACUUGUGUGGGAGAGAGUUGCGUGGAGAGUGCCCUUGAAGAGGCUUUAGUGGUGGUUGCUGCGUUGCCACGGACAACACCCACGAUGCCAGAAGUGAUAGAAAGCAACGGAGAGGGAGAAAGCGUGAGGUGUGAUUCACUGGAAAGAGUAGCCACUGUAGCAAUUGCAGAGAGUGAGGAAGCAGUAGGAGAGAGGGAUUUGGGAGGAAUAGAAAAGUGCCUCUGCUCUGCAGACGGAGAGAGAGGAGGACUCCUGGACAGCCUUCCUCAGCUCUCAUUAAUCUGUUCACAAGGAAAAUGCUCACUUGCAUUCUCAGCCAAAGAGGGACAGGCUCCGUCUGAGAAAAGCUGCAGCAGCAAAAUGCCACACAACUCGGCUGAGACUGAAGUGAAGGGACCGAGAGAGGCAACCGUUCACAGUGCAGAUGCAGAGACCUCACCAGCUGAAGAGGGAGACAGAGAAAAGGAUCCACUCCGGAUAGAAACCUAUAUCAAUAUUUCUCCCCUUGGGCUACUCACUGGUCUUGAUUGUCAGGCUCACAGUGCUGUGGGAUUGGAGGGAGCGGGAGAGGGAGGAGGAGGGGGAGGAGGAAGAGGAGGAGGAGAGGAGGUGGGAGAGAAAGCAGGGCUGGCUAGAGAGCACAGUUCAUUCAGCCAGCCAGAAGGCUCUGCUAGUGGGGUGUCAUCAGCUGAGACUGAGACGUGUCCGCCCACCGAUGUUGCCGAGUCACAGCUGAAGUCACAGAGCUGGAGUGAGCCGAUUUCUACCAUCACCGAGAGCAUCUGCACUGAACAGGACCGUCUCUCUCACCCCUGCCAGAAGCAGCACGGCGCAGCAAUUUCACCUCUCCCCAUUCACCCUGAGCAGAGCUCCAGCAAUACAAAUGGAGGGGUAAGAGCUGAUCUUACACAGAAUUUGAUUUCUGAGGAAGUACCGUCUUUGGGACGCACUUGCGAGGAGUCAUCCAUCACAGAGACAGAGAGAAACUACGGCCAAGUCUUGCUGUCUUUAAUCAAACCUCAGCCUUUGACUACUUCACAACAAAUCCCAGUCAAGCGUCAAGCGAGCAGCAAUCAACAGGUCCAGCCUGAAAGUAGCACAACAGAAGCCAGGACAACCGAAAGUGCAGCUGAGUUCCAAGUCCAAACCCAGGCCCAGAGCAAUAGUGGUAGCCCUGCAAUGUCUGGAGUGGGUGUGUAUGUAUGUGGCAGUAGUGGAAGCAACAACAGAGUUCACUUUGCAGACACUGUGAAACAAGAGGACUGUUCCUCUGUGGAUCUCAGGAACAUGUCGGUGCCGGUGAUGGACUGCGCCUCUUUACCCCCGCUGACCGUACAUGAGAGUUUGCAUCAUCCUGUUGUUGAGGCCAGCUACAUCUUCCCAGACUUCCUCAGCUUGAAGAGGACCAGAAAUCCCAACAAAUGCAGCUCCUUCCAUGGAUGAACCAGCAAAACAGAGCUCAGAUGACUUUUCAAAGCCACAGAAAGAUACCCAGUUGGAUAAAGGAGACUUGGAGAGUAAAGAUACCAAGGAGAACAAUGCCAUAGAUCAAUCACGUAACGACAGCUUGGUGACAAACACUGUGGAUUUACAGUUGGUGACCGAGGCCUGCACAAAACAGCUUCCAUGUCAUACAGAGAAGAAUCAAACUGGUAAUGAGGAAUGUUUUGACCUUUUACAAACAGCAGGAAAUGCCAUCUCUAAGGCUGAUCCUGUAACAGUUGAACAGGUGUCAGCAAAGGUGAUGAAGCAAGAGGAGGCGGAAUCAGUGAAGGGUCCUAUAAAUCUGUGUUUGUCAAAGGAUGGAGAGAAGGAGCCAAAUAAGUUGCAUGCUGAGUCUACAGGCUCAGUCAAGCUGGACCAGCCUCAGGAGUCACCUUUAGUAAGUGAUGCUGCUAUUCUUGAAGAAAAAGAAGGUAAUCAACAUCCUCUCUCUUCACGUUCCGUGCUUCCAGCUGAUGAUGUUACCUGCAAGCCUUUAAAUGAUGUCUCCACUGAGUUGCCUGUUGGACAGCUUUCCUCUGACCUUGACCCCUCUUCAGAACCUGAAACUGUCACCUUGACCUGCACAGCAACUUUUCAGGCAAUGCCUAGCGAUCCCAGUUAUCAGCUUCCCACCCAAUUAGAUCAAACACCUCCUUGUGGAUUAGAUACCACAGAUCCCAUGAAAGAUAGUGAAGGGCGUAAGUCCACAAUUCACUCUGCUGAUCUGACAAAGGAUGAAUCAGUGACUUCAGAAGAAACAGCCUCUGACCAGUCAAUUCCUGUUAUCGAGCAAUGUGCCCGUAAUCCUGCUUUUGUACUGCAGCCUCCUGGCCCAAUGUUGAGUCACCUGGAGUUCAUUACUGACUGUGAUAUCUCUCUUCCUGAGCAUACAGAUAAGCGCAAUGCUGAUAGGUGACAGCACCAAAGUCCCUGGAGAGGUGAAUGGCAUCAAGAGCAGGGAAGUGACACAGAAGUCUUCAGCACAGGAUCUUGAGCCUGUUGAUGUCAGUGUUAAAGCAGAUGAGACUUGGCCAAAACUGCAAGAGCGACAUUAUGCCACAGAGUCUGAUGCUGGGGUUGAGAAUUCUUCGAUUAAUAAUGUAAAUAUUUCAUUUUCACAAGAGGAGAAUCUGUCUCUUCCAAUUCAGCCUCCUGGUGCAGUGGGCACACUGGCAAAGGAUGAAUCUGAUAAUAUAAUUUCUCUAUCUCAAACUGAGCCAGAUUCUAUUACCAUUAAACCUGUUAUUUCUGAAGCAUCCAUUAGCGAUGGCCUCAUAAAUGUUAGCUGCCCACUCAGCUCUGACCUACCCACCAACGAGGCUUAUGAUGAAAUUAAGAAGGACAAUAUGAAAGAGAAACACAAAAUGGCAGAUCAGACCUCCAUGUUGUUUCAAGAGAAUGAGAAACAAGUCGGAGAAGCAACAGUGGAUAAUCAAAAGGAAACAGCAAUCAGCAGCAAGCUGCAGACAGGAAAGACAAGCACAUCACCACAACAGAGUAAUGGACCAGAUAAAGAGGCUGUAGGGGAAACUGGAGACCUGCAGUCAUCACAUAAACAUAAAGUUCAAAAGAGUGAAGUGCCAAUAAGGGAUAUAAA